AUGACCCAGAAAUUGCCCGCGCCAGACGUGGAAAGAGGGGGGAGCGGAGGGAGUGGCGGGGGGAGCGGGGAAAGCGGCGGGGGAAGCGCAGAGGACGUUGCAAUCGUCCUUAUCACGGCAGCUGAAAAUGCGGCUGUCAGGAUCGACGAUGCCGACGUGGCAAGUCAGGCGAUUCGGGAGCCUCCUACUGCCGGAUCGGCUUCGCCUCCCGCGUCCAUGUCCAUCCGCGCCGUCAGCCGACGCGGCUCGCAGGGUAGUCCUCAGAACGUGACACGUGGCGGUCAAAGCAGUCAAACAGAGCAGCAAAGGAGAAAACGGAGCAGCCGAACAGAAAUUUCGAAGCGAGCAGAUCCCAAGGUGCAGUUGGCGAGCCAAUCAGAGCGAAGAGGGCUCAUGACAGGGACACUAUCGACGGGGAAGCGUCCAGUGUUGCCACGUGGCGCAAUGCAGCUGGUCGUGGAUCCGUACAACCUGUGGGGCAGCCGGGUAGAUGCGCGGAAGGUUCCCCUGAAGCCGUUUGUUGUGCGGUAUGGUGACACUCUGGCCGCCCUCGCCGUGAGAUUCAGUGUGACUAUACGCGAGUUGCAGAGAAUAAACGGGAUGCAGUCAGAUGCCUUAUAUGAAGGCGCGGUGCUGCUUGCACCUAAAGGCGCCAUCACCCCCCCUCCCCUUGACGUCCGCCCUGGCCUCCGCCGCACCAACCGCCUGCUCUUCUCGCGCCUGUGGGUCCGCCCACCAGCCCUCGGCCAACCACAGCGCGACACGUGGCGCUUCCACCCUGGCACACGGCACCGGCUGAACCAAGCAAAAGCGCGGUGGGAUGAGGCACGGAGGAAGGGGUUUCACCGGCUGCUGCAGGGGUGGCUGCCUCUGCGCUCGCCCAUGGAUGGCUGCUCUGACUGCUUCGUGAGCAGCCCCUUUGGGCCCAGAUGGGGGUCCUUUCAUCGGGGCGUUGACGUGGCCGCAGAGGAGGGAGAGCCAAUCAGAGCGGCUCGCAGUGGCGUGGUGACGCAUGUCGGAGACAUGGACGUGUACGGCAAUCUGGUCACAGUGGCCCACGAGGCAGGCUUCAACCCCCACGAGGCAGGCUUCAACCCCCACGAGGCAGGCUUCAACCCCCACGAGGCAGGCUUCAACCCCCACAAGGCAGGCUUCAACCCCCACGAGGCAGGCUUCAACCCCCACGAGGCAGGGUUCAACCCCCACGAGGCAGGCUUCAACCCCCACAAGGCAGGCUUCAACCCCCACGAGGCAGGCUUCAACCCCCACGAGGCAGGCUUCAACCCCCACGAGGCAGGCUUCAACCCCCACGAGGCAGGCACAGUUCUGAAACGUUCCAACAACCUCCCAGCUACCUUCACCCCCUUCCCCCCCCCGCUCCCCUCCACCCCACAUCAGGUGGGCUGCUGUCAUGUGUCGAGUAGGUUGCUGCAAGUGGAGCCAUCGCAGUGGUGGAGCCAUCCCAGUGGUGGAGCCAUCCCAGUGGUGGAGCCAUCCCAGUGGUGGAGCCAUCCCAGUGGUGGAGCCAUCCCAGUGGUGGGCCACAAGGGGUGCUCCUCAGACUCGUUUCUAUCUUAG
Molecule: messenger RNA, 1578 nt
Organism: Closterium sp. NIES-65
Lineage: Eukaryota; Viridiplantae; Streptophyta; Zygnematophyceae; Desmidiales; Closteriaceae
Source: the annotation of a GenBank genome assembly